AUGGAUGAUGCCGCAGUGCUCAAAAAAAGAGGCUACAUCAUGGCAGGGAAUUUAGGAGAAGGGUCUUAUGCAAAGGUGAAAUCGGCCUACUCUGAACGCCUGAAAUUUGACGUAGCAGUAAAAAUCAUUGACCGGAAGAAGGCUCCUCACGAUUUCUUGGAAAGAUUUCUUCCAAGAGAAAUCGAUAUCUUGGCCAAAGUGAAUCACCGAGCCAUCGUCAAAACCUACGAGAUCUUUGAGACAUCUGACGGCAAAGUUUAUAUCGUGAUGGAACUCGGAGUCCAAGGCGACUUGCUGGAAUUUAUCAAGGGCAAAGGCGCGAUGCCAGAAGAAAUAGCCCGCAAGAUGUUUCGUCAACUGUGCUCUGCUAUUAAGUACUGCCAUGACGCGGACAUUGUCCACCGGGACUUGAAGUGUGAAAACCUCCUCCUAGACAAAGAUUUUCACAUCAAGCUUUCAGAUUUUGGCUUCUCCAGACGAUUGGCUCAUGACGAAGAUGGUAAAGUUGUCUACAGCAAAACCUUCUGUGGCUCCGCUGCUUACGCAGCUCCGGAAGUUCUGCAAGGCAUCCCCUAUGAUCCCAAAAUUUAUGAUAUGUGGAGUCUCGGCGUAAUUCUGUACAUAAUGGUGUGUGGCUCCAUGCCUUACGAUGACUCAAAUAUCAGAAAAAUGCUCAGGUUGCAGAAGGAGCACCGAGUGCAUUUUCCCAAGUCCAAAAACCUAACCACGGACUGCAAAGAUCUCAUUUAUCGCCUUCUGCAACCUGACGUGACCCGGCGGCUGCGCAUCGAAGACGUUCUGAGCCACGUUUGGAUGCAGGCCAACAAAUCCAGAGGGGUUUCGACAACUACUGUCGGAAGGAACGGAGAGUGCUCCCGGACUGUGUGCGCACUCAAGUCAGACCACAAACCAGAACUGGAUCCAAAACACCCGUCUGAGGUCAAACCGGCGGCAAGGUUGGAAGCAGUGGCAGAAACAGAGGAAAGGGCCCAGGAAAUCAGGCAAGAACCCAUUGAGGAGGAAGUGACUCACGUGGAGAACGCAGAAGUCUAA
Molecule: messenger RNA, 1053 nt
Organism: Sphaerodactylus townsendi
Lineage: Eukaryota; Metazoa; Chordata; Lepidosauria; Squamata; Sphaerodactylidae
Product: testis-specific serine/threonine-protein kinase 2-like
Exons: 1
Coding region: 1-1053 (350 amino acids)
Biological process (GO): microtubule cytoskeleton organization; protein phosphorylation; intracellular signal transduction
Cellular component (GO): cytoplasm
Molecular function (GO): tau-protein kinase activity; protein serine/threonine kinase activity; ATP binding
Source: RefSeq, a predicted model, not a curated record